AUGCCGCACUACACACGCCCGAAGGUUUCAAUUGGGGUGCUGGAGCUUUUAGCUGCGCAUUUUGGCAAGGGUCGCUCCUACGAGACUUGCUUCUUGACAAAAGGUCGGCGUUGGGUCCGUUCUGAAGGCGCAGCCACGCUCAGCGAAGGCAAGUAUGCGACAUCAAUACCAUUAGCAUAUGCCAUGGACUCUGAUAACGACGUCAUCUUGGCCUAUGAAAUGAACAAUAUGCGAUUGCCACCAGACCACAGUUAUCCAGUGCGUUUAACAAUCCCUGGUUUCGUCGGUGGUCGUUGUGUCAAAUGGCUCCAUAAAGUCUAUAUCUCCGACAAGGAGAAUGAUAGUCAUUACCAUAUUUGGGACAACCAGGUUCUGCCUAGCUUCAUUCGGGAUAUGGACUUGGAUUUCUCUCGCACCAUGUUCAGUCACCCCAGUACGGCCUGCAACGAACAGAAUCUUAACUCGAUCAUUGUGAAGCCUGGGCAAGGCGCGAGGAUUUGCUUGUCUGAUGUGGUCAAAAAUAAGUCUUGCCGGAUUACAGGACCCGGGAGAUUUCCAAAUCUGGAUGGCAGAUCUAUGUUCUGA
Molecule: messenger RNA, 585 nt
Organism: Penicillium robsamsonii
Lineage: Eukaryota; Fungi; Ascomycota; Eurotiomycetes; Eurotiales; Aspergillaceae
Exons: 2
Coding region: 1-585 (194 amino acids)
Molecular function (GO): oxidoreductase activity
Source: RefSeq, a predicted model, not a curated record